This is a messenger RNA of Poeciliopsis prolifica (blackstripe livebearer), 2167 nucleotides long. It is a transcript of the gene nufip1, whose product is annotated as nuclear FMR1 interacting protein 1. Gene Ontology annotation, biological process: box C/D snoRNP assembly. The coding region runs from base 263 to 1873 and encodes 536 amino acids. Lineage: Eukaryota; Metazoa; Chordata; Actinopteri; Cyprinodontiformes; Poeciliidae. Gene Ontology annotation, cellular component: nucleus. The record is from RefSeq and is a predicted model, not a curated record. Gene Ontology annotation, molecular function: RNA binding. The transcript is spliced from 12 exons.
AACAACUUUCUUCAGAACCUUCUUCAGACUCUUGCCGAGUUUUCCCUCAACAAGGGCGGUGGCAGCUUAGCAGCAAAGGGGUUUCAAACUCCUUGUACAGACUGUCCACCUCCUGCAGCUUGGAUUCAUCGAGGACCUGAAAGACACAUGUGACGAACUCCAGAACGAACAUGUGGAGGUGAAACGCGGACGGAGAAGUUUUAGUAGAGUUUUGCUAAAUAUCACCGACGGCGUUGAAACAAAGAGCGACCGACCGAGAGAAAUGGGUGACUCUCAGCGCUACCCGCCCCCGGACUUCAGCUGUCCUCCACCGAAUUUCAUACAGCCGCAGCAGACCCACUCCAGCAGCUUCCAUCCCAGCAUGUGGAGCUGGGGACAAGCGCCCCCCCAGGCCAGCUGGGGACACGGCGGCUACUAUCACCGCCAAGCGGAUGGACCUGCUCACUAUGGAGCUCAACCACAAUUCAAUCAGCAUUUUGGCGGUGAGUGGUAUCAAGCUGGACAUCCCGGUGGCAGACAGAACUACAGACCUCCCUAUCAACAAGGCAAAAAGCAAAGAAACAGGAAGGAGCCGGAGUAUUCCCAUUUCUGCGACACCUGUGACCGGGGCUUUAAGAACCGGCAAAAAUACGACGAGCACGUUUUCCAGCAUGUCAAGUGUUCUGUACCUGACUGCAACUUCAUGGCUCAUGAAAAGCUGGUCGCCAUUCACUGGAAGAACAGUCACGCACCAGGGGCCAAAAGAAUCAAGCUGGAUACUCCGGAAGAGAUUGCUAAAUGGAGAGAGGAGAGGCGCAAAAACUACCCGACGGUUGAGAAUAUCGAGAGGAAGAGAAGAGUCAUGGAGGUGCGGGAGCAGACCGGAGGCGUUCUUGAAACGACUCAGUUUGGGCGCAUGAGAGGCAGUGGAAGAGGCAGAGGGAGGGGCAGAGGCAGAGGAUGGGGUUGGGGUAACAGAGGGCCCCUCCCUUCAAACGGCACUGCUGCAGAGACCCCCAGACCAUUCAACCAUCUUUCCAAGGUGGGAGAUCCACUGGGAGUUCUGGCCAAUACUGACCAAGAUUCAGAUAAAGAGGAGACCGGCACGGCUGGCCUGGUUGUGGCUCCGAAACAGAUGAGCUCAGCCCUCGGGUCAUUACUGGCCAACUACGGUUCGAUGAGUGAAAGCGACGAGGAACCCGAAGAUGUCCCCAUUCUGAGAGCCAAAGAAGUUGUCCAAGAAAACGAGGCCCUCCUAAACAAAAUGACACCAACUUCCGACUACAGUCGGUGCUCUGAACAAGUAGAAAACCCCGGCGAGACUCGGACAGUUCCUCAACCAGCCUCUGGCCCCGGCAUGUGGAAUGAGAGAAGAGGAAGAGGAGGAGGGAGGAGAGGAAGAAGGGGACAAAGACGCAGAGACAUGCCUCAAUCAUGCCGCGCAACUCUACUGGAAAUGUUGCUGGCCCCAGACAUUCGCCACGAGAGGAACGUUCUGCUGCAGUGUGUACGAUAUGUCGUCCGCAACCACUUUUUCGGGCUGGAAGACGGAUCUCAGGACCGAGACGAGAUAAAACAGGAAAACCCGACAGUUCCUGCAACCAGUGAGCUCGAAGAAAGGCCUGCGUCCCGAUCAGACUCUAAUGUUAACGAUGAGAGACGUUUUGAAACUACAAUUGUCCCGGACAGCAGAGAUAUCGAAGGUUUAGGCAGUGAAUCUGCUGAAAGAACUGAAGAAAGUUCUGGAGAGUCUGUCCAAAGUAUUGAAGAAAAGACUGACACGCCCCACAACGGUCAAGAUCCCACCAGCACAAAUAAUAUCACAUCUCAAUCUAAUGUCUAUGAUGAUGAAAUAUGGGAAAUGGAUGCCUGUUCUUUGAAAGAAUUUUUUUAAGACAUUAGGUUUACGUAUAUAAUUCUUUUUCUUGGAAAGAGAAUCAUUUUGUUCCUUUUUAUUGUAGGUGGGCCUAUGAAUUUUGUUGUAGAACAAAUACGUUUACUUACAAAAUUGUGUGAAACUGUGAAUUUUCAUAAAGUAUACACAGUGUGCAAAGUCUGUUGUGAUUCUCCAUCUGUAUAAAUGCAUCUGUAUUUAAUGUGUAUGAAUGGCUUUGACCCUUUAUGUUAUGGAAAAAACAUAGAGAAAUAAUUAUCAUCUUUAGUAAUAUGACAAUAAAGACUAUAAUGA